GACUUGCAGCGAAAGGUCACCGAGCUGAAGCGGCGCCUCCAGCAGAGGAGGAGCGCGGGCGAGGCGCUCUCGGACCGAGCGGAAGCAGCGUUGGCCGGCAGGCGUCAGAGCCCCCGCAACCCCAGCCGCAGGAGGAGGGGCUCGGACGGUAGCAACUCUGGCGAGUCGAGUUUUGACGGCGCCCCACGCGUCGAUGCAGGCCGCAGGAUAGCUCAUCUCGUUCGGGAUUUGCCAGGCGCUCUGCUCUCCAGCGGGAUGGAGCAGAUCAAGCGCUAUCUUGCGCGGCGCGGGGGGGCGGACCCAGAUCAGAGCCUGGGCGAACUGGCAGCCAACGUGGCGCAGUACAUCACCAGCGCGUGGCACGGCCACCAUCCUCAAAGCGAGAUGGGUGUAAGAAACGUGCGCGAGAUGAGGGCGGUGGGCGAGUGCCUGGAUGGGCUGAGGGCGAUGGAGCAGGCGACCAAGGACGGGCACUGGCAGGUGGCCCGGCAUCGCGAGCUGCGCGACGAUCACAGGGUCGGGCUGGCUCGUCAGGAGGAGGUGCACGACGCGGUGCGCAAGCGCAGGCAGUUGCACGGCCUGGCGGAGAGGGUGACCAAGGCCAAGAAGGGGGGAG
This is a messenger RNA of Prorocentrum cordatum, 616 nucleotides long. Lineage: Eukaryota; Dinophyceae; Prorocentrales; Prorocentraceae. The record is from the annotation of a GenBank genome assembly.